Lentinula edodes (shiitake mushroom) is the source of this 786-nucleotide messenger RNA. Its product is annotated as transcription initiation factor IID, 31kD subunit-domain-containing protein. Lineage: Eukaryota; Fungi; Basidiomycota; Agaricomycetes; Agaricales; Omphalotaceae. Gene Ontology annotation, biological process: DNA-templated transcription initiation; RNA polymerase II preinitiation complex assembly. The transcript is spliced from 2 exons. Gene Ontology annotation, cellular component: SAGA complex; transcription factor TFIID complex. The record is from RefSeq and is a predicted model, not a curated record. Gene Ontology annotation, molecular function: transcription coactivator activity; protein heterodimerization activity; RNA polymerase II general transcription initiation factor activity. The annotation marks the transcript as partial.
UUGUCAGUCAUGACCACUACGUUCCGCCCGGCAGACAAUCUUCCUCCAACAGCCAGGGCAAUAGCUCUCAUUCUCUCUUCCACUCCCUCUGUGCAGGAUGCUCAGCCAGGCGUGCUACAUCAGCUUCUCGAAUUCUCUAGCAGAUACACGCAACAAGUCUUAACCGACGCGAAAGUUUACGCAGACCAUGCAGGUCGGCAAGAUAAACUCGAUAUAGACGAUGUUAUACUAGCUGUCCAGGCGCGAGUAGGUUGGGAAUUUGGUGGUAGAGUUCCUUCCGAGUACAUAUCAUCGUUAGCUACCCAAACGAAUGCGAUUCCUCUACCUUCAGUCCCUGAAGUGUUCGGUGUUCGCCUUCCACAGUCUUCCGACUGUCUUACAUCUCUCGACUUCGAUCUGAUACCCAAUAAAGCACCUCCCGGAGUGAAGAUAUACGACGAAGAAAUAGAGGAGAUAGAAGAAUCUGAAUCCGAAGAAGAGGAAGAAGAGGAAAUGGAACCAGCGACGAUACCUAAUUACGCUAGAUCUUCUACGAAUCAAUCUGUUCCUCCGGAAUCUGCUCAGGAAGCGCCGUUCCCAAUCAGCGCUAUACACAUGCCUUCGGAGGCCGACACAGAUACAAGGAUGGGCGGAGAGAAUGGUAGCGACGCUGGCGAAGAGGAGGACGGUCUGUUUGCGGGCGGAGACGACGACAGUGACGGUAUGGAAGAGGUUCAAACGUCGCUGAAUGAAGGUGUCAACAAUGAAAUGAAGCGUAAAUUAGUAGAGACAGACGACUACGAUUAG